AUGUCUAGAGGCAAGCAACUCGAAGACGACGACAGGUCCAGGAAGGAGCAGCUACAGAAAGAGAAGGCCGAGCUGAACAAGCAAGGUCAGCUUCUGCAAGACCAGCAGCGUCAGGUGCAGUCAGAGCUAAGGACGUUGAGCCAGCGGGAGGCCGAGCUCCAACGAAAGACAAGAGACGUCGAGACAGAGAAGCUGCUUCUCGCGCAGGAUCGCGCGGUGCUGAAGCCUCCCUACUACUGGCAGAGUCAAUCAAGCGGUACGAGCGCGGACAUCAAGGUCGACCUUACAAGCGAAUGGAAGGAUAGGAUACAAGAGCUGAUGACGUCGACGUGUAAGUCGCAGUACCUCGGGCAAGGAAGAAACAACAAGGGCCUCAAGUAUAAAGGAUACGAGGUGGAGCGAGUCUUCCGUAUAGAGCAUGCGGGGCUGUGGUCGGCGUAUGCUCUAGAGCGAAGAUCUAUAGGUCAGCUCAUGUUGCAGCAGGGGAAUCGACACCCUAAGACCAAGGUCAGCACCUGCAGAGACUGGAUGAAGAGCUCGCUGCUACAGGACAAGACGAGCAACGAGGCGUUUCUGUUCCACGGGACAAAGCACGACAUGGCGGAUGCUAUCUUGAAGUCCGGGCUCGACGAGCGGGUCUGCAGUCUGGAAGGCUUGUUCGGAGCUGGGGUCUACCUGGCGGAGAACUCCAGCAAGAGCGACGAGUACUGCACGCCUGACAGCCACGGGAUCUGCCGCAUGCUGCUGGUGCGAGUGGCGCUAGGAACGCCGUUCGAGGCCCUGCAAACGAUGAGGAGAGCUCGACGACCACCAGCCAUGCCGGGCAGCAGCCGGCUGCAUGACUCAGUGAUGGCGGUAACGCGAGACACUCACCCGCAGGCCUGUCUGGACAAGCACAGGGAGUUCAUCGUGUACGACCGGCGGCAGACUUACCCUGAGUUGCUGAUCGAGUUCAGGCGGGUGUGA
Molecule: messenger RNA, 966 nt
Organism: Guillardia theta CCMP2712
Lineage: Eukaryota; Cryptophyceae; Pyrenomonadales; Geminigeraceae
Exons: 1
Coding region: 1-966 (321 amino acids)
Molecular function (GO): NAD+ poly-ADP-ribosyltransferase activity
Source: RefSeq, a predicted model, not a curated record